Babesia ovata is the source of this 1461-nucleotide messenger RNA. Its product is annotated as major facilitator superfamily MFS-1. Gene Ontology annotation, biological process: transmembrane transport. The transcript has a single exon. The record is from RefSeq and is a predicted model, not a curated record. Gene Ontology annotation, molecular function: transmembrane transporter activity. The coding region runs from base 1 to 1461 and encodes 486 amino acids. NCBI's taxonomy places the organism in Eukaryota, Apicomplexa, Aconoidasida, Piroplasmida, Babesiidae.
AUGAAGGUGCACUGGAUUACACGACUGCUAAUCUACAGUGUCAUCGCCACAUUCGUCGGCCCAUUCUACGACAAUUGGAGCAGCACUGAGAAGUACUUGUACCGACAACGUGCGUACAUCGAAACAUGCGCCACAAUCCCACCGGAGACGGUGGUGCAAGACACAUGGCACUGCGAGGAGCAACGCCAAAAGCUGAGCUUGUUGCUACCCAUCAGCCGUGUUGCCGAGUGCUUCCUGAGUGUGGUGAUUGGCAUUUUCAUGGACUUUUUCGGCCCGCGGCUGACGACGGUAAUUGGGAUAAUAUUGCGCAUCGUCGGAUGGACCUUGAUGGGUUUCGCGGUAAAUGCUAAAGGUGGGUUGAUUGCGGCAUUCUUCAUCACCGGAUUGUCUACGAAUUUCAUCGUUUUCCCUGCGUUGACCAUUGGAAUGUACAAUGAGCGGUUCCGAUAUGUGUUGGUGCUCGUCAUUGGCAUGUUGGGGAGCCCUGCCUCGAUGCUGAUGAAGCUCAAGUUGAUGAUGCUGGAGUACGGAUUGCUCACCGCGCAUCAGGUGAAUUACUUGUACACGAUAGUGUUUAUCCUCCCAUCGCUGCUGUUGGCCGUCGUGUUCAUGCCUGCCAGAUUGGAAAAUCUCAGCUUGCCCACACCGUCCACAGACGAAGCAUCCGUGCCGAAGGUAGGGGACGACGUCCACGACGCAAGCGCUGUUGAUGGCGCAUCGAUAAACGCAAUUUUGGACGACGUGAUGCAGACAUGUGAUUUGGACAGUGAUGGUGCCGAACACGAUGCUGAGAGGACCCUCUCAGAUGACACUGUGGAGACCAAGUGGACUGUGAGGGGAUUGCUGCGCACGCUAUGUCGCAAGGAGGUCGUCGUGUCGUUGUUUUAUUUCGCCUUCAACUUCAGCAGCAUCACCUACGUGCAGCAGACGUUCACCCUGAUGCACAAGGACAACCCGUAUUUGAUCACGUGGAGUGAAUAUGUGAUCCAGCUCGCUGCGGUGCCCUGCGUGAUAUUUGCUGUGCUGUACAUGUACAUCAAUCCCAUCUGGAUACUGAUAGCCAUGAACGCGAUGGGGAUGGUGACGCACCUGCUGCUAACGACCUCGAAUUACUACGCUGGGAUCUUCCUCUCUCUUUCUCUAGUGACUACGUACAGCAUCAUCAACACCCAGGUCUACAACUACCUGGACAGCAUUUUCGACGCUACGUACAUGGGCUCCAUCGUCGGUGCCCUUAACACGAUGUGCGGGAUAUGGAUGCUUUCGCAGGCGCUUAUACUGGAAUCAAUGACGAGCGAGACGGAAAUUUUGGUGACGACAAGCAUUAUGGCGGGAUUGCGGUUCCUGUUCCUGAUACCAUACUGUUUCUUCCUCUAUAAGAGCUUAAGGGUGAAACGUGUAAAAAGCAAAGCAAGUGGCUUUAGCGUUUUGAGCCGGGACCGCAUGGCGAGCGUGUCAUGA